Necator americanus (New World hookworm) is the source of this 606-nucleotide messenger RNA. RefSeq lists its product as uncharacterized. Bases 1 to 606 code for a protein of 201 amino acids. NCBI's taxonomy places the organism in Eukaryota, Metazoa, Nematoda, Chromadorea, Rhabditida, Ancylostomatidae. The transcript has a single exon. The record is from RefSeq and is a predicted model, not a curated record.
AUGAUGAACGACCUGACCCCCGAGCUGGGCAGGAGGAAACGAGCGGCUUUGGGAGCGUACAAGAGCAUCGAGGAUGUGGUGAGGAAGACCAGGAACACCCGGCUCCGUGCUCAUCUCUUCAACACCACCGUACUUCCUGCUUUGACUUAUGCUUCGGAAACCUGGGCAUUUCGCAAGCAGGAAGAAAACGCGGUGAGCGUCAUUGAACGCGCAAUUGAGAGAGUGAUGCUAGGAGUAUCCCGUUUCACGCAAGUGAGGGACAGGAUUCGAAGUUCUCUUCUACGUCAGCGAUCGAAGAUUAGAGACGCACCUUCGUUUGUCAAGGAAAGUAAAAUAAAGUGGGCCGGACACAUGACGCGCUUUAACGACAACCGUUGGACCAGAGCCGUAAACGACUGGAUUCCGCGUGAUAUUAAGCGCACUACAGGAAGACCGCCGACACGAUGGUCAGAUUUCUUCACGAAGUCCUUCAAAAAAAAUUAUGAUGCUCUUUGUGUCCCACGCGAAAGGAGGAACCACUGGGCUACUCUGGCACGCAAUCGGGACAAAUGGAAGAAUUACUGGCGCCCGCUCGACCAGUUAGAAGAUCAACGGACGUCAAGGUGA